Molecule: messenger RNA, 1185 nt
Organism: Colossoma macropomum (tambaqui)
Lineage: Eukaryota; Metazoa; Chordata; Actinopteri; Characiformes; Serrasalmidae
Product: polyunsaturated fatty acid lipoxygenase ALOX15B-like
Biological process (GO): lipid oxidation; linoleic acid metabolic process
Molecular function (GO): oxidoreductase activity, acting on single donors with incorporation of molecular oxygen, incorporation of two atoms of oxygen; iron ion binding
Source: RefSeq, a predicted model, not a curated record
AUACUGUCUAUACUUUUUCCAGAAUACAUCAAGAAACAUUGGAUGACCGACACGUUCUCUGGCUACCAGUUUCUGAAUGGCUUGAAUCCCAUGAUGAUCAAGCGUUGCUCAAAGUUGCCCAAGAACUUUCUAGACAUGGUCAAGUCCUCUUUACCAAAAGAGAGCUCUUUGGAAAAAGAAAUGGAGAAGGGAAAUAUCUUCCUGUGUGACUAUGCAAGACUAGAUGGAAUUGUGAUAGAUGGGAAGCAGCAGUAUGUGGCCGCCCCUCUUUGCUUACUUUUCAGCAAUCCUCAGGGCAAACUGCUGCCCAUCGCCAUCCAGCUGAAGCAGAAGCCUGAGGCAGAGAACCCCAUUUUCCUCCCUACUGAUUCCAAGCAUGACUGGCUUUUGGCGAAGCUCUUCGUGAGAAAUGCAGAAUUCAACGAACACAAGCUGAACUUCCAUCUGCUACGCACUCACCUGUUGGCUGAGGUCUUUACCAUGGCAACCCUGCGUGCCCUGCCCUCGGUUCAUCCCCUCUUUAAGCUUCUGUUUCCUCAUAUUCGCUACACUCUCCAAAUCAAUGUCAUGGCAAGGAAACAGUUGAUAUCAGCUGAUGGACUUUUCGCUGAGCACUCUGCUAUAGGUCUAAAAGGACUGAUUACAUUCUUGAGAAGAGCGACUGCUGGUCUGACUUAUAGCUCUCUGUGUUUGCCAGACGACAUUAAGGAGAGAGGCCUGGAGAACAUUCCCCAGUACUACUACAGAGAUGACGGCCUCAAGCUAUGGAACAUCGUUCACAAGUUUGUGCACAGAGUGUUGGCACAUUACUACACUGAGUGUGACGUCCAGGAGGACUCUGAGCUUCAGACAUGGCUGACGGAGAUCGUAGAACACGGUUUUCUGAAAAAUGACAACGGUGGAAUCCCCAAGUCUUUCCACACAGUGGCUGAACUCGUCAAGUUUGUCACCAUGUUGAUCUUCACAGUGUCGGCCCAACAUGCUGCAGUCAACAAUGGCCAGUAUCCUCUUGGAUAUUACCCGGAGGAGCUCUUCACUGAGGCCCUGCCCCUUCAGAAAAUGGAACAGUUCAGGAAAGAUCUGAAAGCUCUCGAGGCUACGUGUGAGGAGUCUGUGCAGAUAUUGCUGUCAGAGCCUCAAGCCGGUCCGGCCUCUCCUCCGCCAACCCUUCACUAUCAUCUGUAA